GUCCGGAGGAACGGAAGUGAUCCCAAACGGGGGCGGUACCCGGCAGAAGGAGAGAGUUGCGCUAAUGCGGGCCCCCGCUGCUGUUGCCGGGGUUGCAAAAGGGCUGUGGGCGUGUUGAGGCGGGAAUGGAGGCAUUGUCUCUGAUUCUGUUAUGAUAUAAUAAUGUUCAGGAAAGGGAAAAAGCGGCAUAGUAGCAGCAGUUCCCAAAGCAGUGAAAUAAGCACUAAAAGCAAGUCUGUAGAUUCUAGUCUUGGUGGCCUUUCUAGAUCUAGUACUGUUGCUAGUCUAGAUACAGACUCCACAAAAAGUUCAGGUCAAAGUAACAGCAAUUCAGACACUUGUGCAGAAUUUAGAAUUAAAUACGUCGGUGCUAUUGAAAAACUGAAGCUCGAUGAAAGCAAGGCUUUGGAGGGGCCGCUGGACUUGAUAAAUUACAUAGAUGUGGCACAACAAGAUGGAAGAUUACCCUUCGUGCCAGGGGAAGAAGAAUUUAUAAUGGGUGUUUCCAAAUAUGGUAUUAAAGUCACAACUUUAGAUCAGUAUGAUGUCUUGCAUAGACACGUACUCUACCUCAUUGUGCAGAUGGUCUGUUAUGAUGAUGGCCUCGGGGCCGGGAAGAGUUUACUGGCUCUGAAGACGACAGAUGCAAACUAUGACGAAUACAACCUUUGGAUAUACCAGUGUAAUAGUCUGGAACAAGCACAAGCCAUUUGUAAGGUAUUAUCGGCAGCGUUUGAUUCAUAGCCUUCUUUAACGCCUGAAAAGCUCCCUUGGAAUCUCUAACCAGCUCCAUUCUCUACAUUGAGAGGGAAGUACCACUUGCCGUGACUGUACAGCAAAUGGAAACCAAAGCCAGUAUUUUUGAGUGGGACAAGUGUGAACUUUGAACCCUUUUAAAAACUGCUUGAAUACUGUUCAAAGGAAAAGGCUUUGUGCUGCUUUUUGUAAAUGAAGCUUGCUUGCUGAAACCUGUGUGGUAGAGAAACAGCAACUCAGCCAGAGUUCAUGGGGUGAUUUCAGGCCAGUCGUUCUCUUGAUCAACCAAACCUACCUCACAGGGUGGUUUGUGAAAAAGGGGGAGGGGGACCAGGUAUGGUGCCUUGAGCUCCUUGGAAGAAGGGGAAGGGGGGUAAAGUUAUAAUAAGAGCACAGUAUGGUCAUGCUCGGUCUCAUAAAUGAUAUUAAUAUCAAACCUUAAUUUUACUAAUUUUUUUUGUAUAUGUUAAUAAAAAAAGCUGAACAUAA
Sphaerodactylus townsendi is the source of this 1245-nucleotide messenger RNA. RefSeq names its product integrin subunit beta 1 binding protein 1 (gene ITGB1BP1). Gene Ontology annotation, biological process: negative regulation of focal adhesion assembly; negative regulation of substrate adhesion-dependent cell spreading. Gene Ontology annotation, cellular component: cell periphery; ruffle; cytoskeleton. The transcript is spliced from 7 exons. Bases 163 to 744 code for a protein of 193 amino acids. Gene Ontology annotation, molecular function: integrin binding. The record is from RefSeq and is a predicted model, not a curated record. NCBI's taxonomy places the organism in Eukaryota, Metazoa, Chordata, Lepidosauria, Squamata, Sphaerodactylidae.